Messenger RNA from Aureobasidium vineae, 204 nucleotides. Lineage: Eukaryota; Fungi; Ascomycota; Dothideomycetes; Dothideales; Saccotheciaceae. The record is from the annotation of a GenBank genome assembly.
AUGCCUAUCUCCAAGAAGGACCGUAUCCACCGCGAGCACAAGAAGGCCGAGGCCGCUGGCACUCGUGUCCCCGUCAACCCCAAUGGCACCCCGGUCAAAAAACCAAAGGCAACCUCUAUCUGCGUCUUCUGCAAGAAGGAAUUGCACGCCGGUAAGCCCAAGCUCAUUCCCGACACGCCAUGGUCAAACAUGACCCAUCUCUGA